Molecule: messenger RNA, 5657 nt
Organism: Manduca sexta (tobacco hornworm)
Lineage: Eukaryota; Metazoa; Arthropoda; Insecta; Lepidoptera; Sphingidae
Gene: Mrgn1
Product: E3 ubiquitin-protein ligase MGRN1
Exons: 14
Coding region: 111-2219 (702 amino acids)
Biological process (GO): protein ubiquitination
Cellular component (GO): cytoplasm
Molecular function (GO): ubiquitin protein ligase activity
Source: RefSeq, a predicted model, not a curated record
CGUAUUCCGAAGUCCAAAAUGUCAAAUGAAACAAAACAUCUCGUCGUAUGAUUAAUUAAACACUCAUAUGUAAUUUUAUUUAAGUGAAUUUGGCUGUUUAAUCCACAAAAAUGGGUGCUUUAACUAGCAGACAACACGCUGGCGUGGAGGAGGCCGAUGUUACAUCGAAUCACGCGUAUAAAUAUCCCCCUAGAUCGGGUAAUUAUUUUGGAAGCCACUUCAUCAUGGGUGGUGAAAGGUUUGACACACCACAGCCUGAGGCUUACCUGUUUGGGGAGAAUGCUGAUCUAAACUUCUUGGGAAGCAGACCCACUCCAUUCCCAUACCCACCACCACAAUCAAAUGAGCCAACGAAAACACUAAAGAGUCUUGUGAACAUCCGCAAAGAGUCCCUACGAUUUGUGCGUUGUCCGGAACCAGUGGGCAAGCUGGCAGAGAACAAGAUCAGUGAUGGAGGCAUCAUCAAGACCUUGGACAGCAAUGGGAAAGGAACAUAUUACAAUAUAGAGUUCACGUUUGACUGUGACGCCAGAUGUGCGAUCACUAUAUUCUAUUUUUGCACUGAGGAAGUUACACCGACUGGUGUUGUUUACUACCCUCGCGACGCGGCAAUGACGUCACAAACGUACCACUAUAAGAAAGGUGCCAACCAGCAGUUCUGUCAAAUUGCGCAUGUGUUCGACCCGUCCAAGUACCCUGAGGAAGACUUGUUAUACAAUGCUGAUAGAGAGAUCAUACCGAUAGCGAUAUACUGCGUGGUUGACGAGGGACAAGAAGCUGAGAUAAGACAGUCGCACACCACAAUAGCAGUGGUUGAGAAGCACUCUGACGGUACAUAUGUCCUGAAGGCGUUGAAACAGAAGCUGUUCGUGGACGGACUCUGCUACCUGCUGCAGGAGAUAUACGGCAUCGAGAACAAGAACCUGGACACCAAGCCGAGUUCCGACGAGGAGACAGAGGAUGGAGGUUCAGAGUGUGUGAUCUGUAUGUGCGACAUGCGAGACACUCUGAUCCUGCCGUGCCGACAUCUCUGCCUGUGCAACUCCUGCGCAGACUCGUUGCGCUACCAAGCCAAUAACUGUCCCAUUUGCAGGGCCCCGUUCCGCGCGCUACUCCAGAUCCGAGCUCUCCAACGCCUGCCGGGCACUGACGCCUCGGCUGUCUCCGAGACCGGGGUGGACGGCGUGCCGCCGGGGUACGAGCCGGUGUCGCUCAUCGAGGCGCUGAACGGACCCCACGGACCCAGGGCGCUGGCCCCACCGGCGAGACCUGCACCGACUAUCGCCAGUCCUGAUACUGAUACCGCAUCGCAGGCUGCUGAAAUCCUGAACCGUUGUAACUUGGAGCGCAGUUCCUCUACCAGCCUCGGCAGCAGUAGCAGCAGGAAGCUCAAGAGCGGCUCCAAGGACGACGUCAAGAGCAUACGUGAUAGAUCCGCAACACAGACCAUCACGCCUGAGUUCCGCAUGUCAGUGCUGCUGGCCCGCGAGGAGGAAGCCAAUAAGCGCGCCGAAGAGAAGACAGCGGCGAACAGUCCCCUGCUCUACAACCACAAGCCGCUCAACUGUAAUGAAAAGAUUUCAAAGUCGUCUAUAAGCCUGGAGUACCCCGGCGUGUCGGUGUGCGCGGAGGCGGCGUGCUCGGAGGACGAGGCGCGGCGCGUGGACGACAGCGACGCCGAGAGACUCUCGCCUCUGCUCGCGCAGCUGCCCGUCGCGCCUGUCGGGGUGUUGACGCGCGGCUCGUCGGUGUCGUCCCUGUGCGCGCCGGCGGGGACUGCGGUGUCGCCGGCGAGCGCGGCGCUGCGCCUCUCCGCGCCGGCGCUCGCGCACAUCGACGACGCGCCCGACACCGACGCCGAUGCCGACGCUGCGGCUAUGUCGAGCGGGCGGCAGUCGCGCGCGGAGCCGGACUCGCCGCCGGCCGCCGACGACUCGGACUAUUUCACGCCGGAGGACACCAACACUACCAUACUGACGGUACCCAAAACCAAACGCGCCGAGCCGACCGGUAACGGCGAGUGCACCCCGCAGCGCUGGGCCCUGCCGCAUCACGUCACUUCCUUGCCUGGCACGCCGCUAAGCCAAUCGAGCGUGCGGUCAUCAGGCGACUCGUACAGCUCGACGUCGUCCACGCGCCAGCUGCUAGCGGCGGGCGGCGGCGCGGGCGCGGGUGUGGCGGGGGCGGCGGGCGCGGCGCUGCCCGAGCCCGCCGGCUAGCGCACGCGCGCGCCGCGCACGCCGCGCCCGCGCCCGCGCGCCCUGCGCCUCGCAAGCACCACUAGCCGACACGGCGCGCCGGAAACAUUAGGGGCUAAGAGUGCCAGCUACUAUUUGCAAAAUCUGGCCUUUACCUCUACACAGUGAUGGGGUUCAUUGUACAAUUAGAGUGCAGCUGAUUAUGUGGUCGACUGUACCGAUCGUCGUCUGGUUCGAGGCGGGGCUUACUGUACGAGAACCUCCAAUUAAAGUAUUUUAGCUACAAUCCACGUAGUGCAGCGAAGUUUGUGAAUAUUUAUUGUAGCUGCCACAAUGGCAUGCCAUACUGAGUACUGACUGUUUUAUGUGACGGACUGUACCUAUGCAGCUAAUUUGUGACACAUCACAAUAUAGUAAUAUAAUGUUGGUCAUAAUAAUAUUUUAUUCAUCAUACUUAUAAAAAUGAUAUGAAAUCUCAAUGGAACAAUUAUUACUCAUUUGAUGAUCUUAGACUAGAAAUAUGUGUAAAAAUAUUGUAUUUUUUUUGGUUGCUUAAUAUAAAUUAAACUAUUAUAAACUUGCUCAUAAUAACGUUACAAAAAUGUAUUUGUAUUUUUCGUAGGCAAAUUUAAAUAACUAUAAUUCUUGUUUAUGGCACUGGCAGCUUUGACAGAAUAAAGUAUGACGUCAUUACCAAUAUUAUGAUAAAAUAUAAGACACUUCCCAUAACUGAUUAAGGCGUUUACACACCACAUAGAUCACAUCAACUCAGUUUCAAUGUAGCAUAAUAGUCUAACAAGUUAAUAGAUGUUUUGGUUUGAUGUUUGAGGCAAUUUAAAAAUUGUUAAAAUCUUUUUCUAGUUGUCCUUGAAUACGAUAUUGCGGUGGCUGAAAGAUUGUAGGUCUUAGCGUCGCUUAUAGUUUUCAAAAAUGCUAUUUUUUUGCAAAAACAUUUUUUGCAUUUAAAAAGGUGAACAAUUAAAAUACAAAAUUAUUUAACCAGAGCCUUUGUCAGGUGUUUACAAAGAUAUUUAAAAAAAAAACACGAACUUAAGCUCUAUACUUAAAUUUGGCGCAUGUCAUUACUUCUCAGAAUUUGAUCCUUAUGAGUGACACUAUCGAAUGGUGUUAUGAUACAGUAUGUGGUUCUUUGUCAAUAUCAGCGGGUUUGAUUCUUGGCUAGGAAUAUUGUUUUUUUUUUUAUAAACUUCAUGGUCGGAGUUUUAACAGCUCUCUUUUUAUAAAGAAAUUCGUAAGUCAACCAAAUUGUUGAGCCGAAAUGAGUCCUAUGUACCAGCACAUAAAGCAUUUCACUGCUAUCUGAAUCGAGAUAAUGUGGUGUAUAAAUGCCUCGUAUAAUAAAAGGACAUUUUUAUUCAUUUUAUUUUAUGCAUCUUUCAUAACAGUAAGUCGCAUUUGUGUAUUUGCAUUUUCUUAUAACUUCAUGUUCUAUGACAUGAAUUAAUAACACAGGUAGAUUAAAAUAGGUUGUAAGAUAUAUUAUUAGGUCCAUUAUCCACUGAAGCAUAUUGAAAUUCCAGUAAAAGUAAUUUAAAUUAAAUAUAAUGCAAUUGUAACGAGAUAUAAAUGUUUGAUCUUGAUAUAAACUACAAUAAAUAUUAACAUUUAAAGAAUCAUGAUAAAUGAACUAUACAUUUAAAAUAGGUAACUAUCGACAGAGCUGCGAUUGUAUGCGCCAUGUUUCCAAAGCUACGCAAUACUUUUUGGCGCAACUCUGAAGCUAUGUUUUUGUGGAUAGUGGAUCUUAGUUUAUUUUCGGAUUUAGUAUAUUUUAGUGACUUUAAAUUCGCCACUUAUAACCAUUAUAGCUUUAUAUUAUUUCUCUAUCCGUCCUUCUAUUGUGUAUCAUGACAAAGCAUCGCUUGCAAGCCAAUUAUCACAAUUACACUUGGUUAAAAAUUACAUUUUCAAAAGGAAUUUAUUAAGAAAUUAGGGCUUUUAUAUAUUAUUAUAGUCUCAAUUAGAUAUAUAAAAUGUAAGUAAAUGUUUUGAUCUUCAGAAUCCUAUAUUGUAGUGUUCGUCUUAAUUCACAUUGACGCAGCGCCGUAACGAUACGUUGAGACAGCAACAGAAUACUUGUAUGGCAUCUUGUUUUAAUUCGUUGACUUAAGAAAAAUAUAGUUUUUGAAAAAAUGCCGAUUUUCUCUUUUUUAGCGUUUCGUUAUCUAGGGACUAUUUACUAUCAAACCCAUUGAAAAAGUUCUAAAUGUUUUCUUUUUUUGGGUAUUGGAAGUAAAUAGUGCAUAGGUAAUGAAAGCUAAAAAAGUGAAAAUCGCUAUUUUUACAGAUACAACAGUUUACUUAGGAGUCAGGUGUAUAUUAUAUCCCUGUAUCAUGCACAGUGAAAAAACGCAACAUCUUAAUAGUAGACUGUUAAUGCACCAUGCCUUUGCAUUCUCCCUUCAACAGAAACGAAAUUAAGAAAAUAGGGAGCCAGUUAAUUUAAUUUAAAUGUCUUAAUCUCAACCGAAGUCAAGAUCUACAACAUUCUGCUUGGUGGACACACAUUCUAAAACAGUUACUACAAUCUUGAAUUGUUUCUGCUGCUUCAAUGUGAAUAUAUUUUUAUUUUUAUUAGUUUUAUCUAAUUCCUACUGGCAUCUCUUUUAUAAUUUAUGUAUAUGUUUACAUAAAUUCUUAAAAUAAAUAUUAUUAACAAAUAGAUAAUUAAUAUUUACAGUAUAAUGGGUUAAUAUCCACUUAUAAUUAGUUUUAGUACCUAUAUUUUUCAGGUUUUAUUUUACAUUUCACCACUGAUCUAUAUCACAAUAUAUUUUGUAUAAAUGUAUUCCUUAGGUGUAGGGUAUAUAGACUGAUUUAAGCAUUCCUUGUAUAAAUUUGAGUCUCAUUUUGAUUGUAUAAAAAAUAUAUAUUGGGAAUUACCAAAAAUUUAUAACAAUUAAAACAAUUUUGUUUGAUAAAAAAAUAUUUGUUUUUUAAAUGAAGGUUAAAACUAUUAAAUUUUAAACUUUGUGCUUGUUUGAGGAGAAUAAAAAAUAAGUUAUAUACAGAAUACUUUUGAAAUUUAAAGGAAGGAUUGCAUCCUUGCUCUAAACUGUACACUUUGUUUUGAUGCUAAUUUAUUGUUUGUUUCUGAAGUGUACCGCUUGCAGCCCAUCUCCAUACAAAAGUGAAAUAUGAUAUAUUAAUUUUUCACAAUUUGAUUAUAUCAGUAUUUGUUUUGGUAGAUCCUUGCCAAAAUAUUAAUAUGUUUAGGAACAGCUAUUUGAAUUUGCAUGUGGUGUAUUUGUUUUUUUUAAGACAUUCAAACUGCUUUUCAUAAGUUUUCUGUCCCAGCUGCAUUUAUGUUGCUGUUAAUUGCUCCUUCUAGAAUAGAUAUAACUUGCAAUUGCAAUAAGUUGAAAACAUUACCAUGUCAUUAUAUCAUCAAUGUGUUUUGUUAUCUUGUGUAAAUAUUAAAGACAAUAUACAAUCAUA